Haliotis rubra (blacklip abalone) is the source of this 5549-nucleotide messenger RNA. Its product is annotated as WD repeat-containing protein on Y chromosome-like. The record is from RefSeq and is a predicted model, not a curated record. Gene Ontology annotation, molecular function: calcium ion binding; protein binding. Lineage: Eukaryota; Metazoa; Mollusca; Gastropoda; Lepetellida; Haliotidae. Bases 96 to 3527 code for a protein of 1143 amino acids. The transcript has 26 exons.
UGCACGAUGAGUGAUGUCAAGUGUGCAAUGACACUACACGCAACUACAGCGUAACAUUUUUCGUUACAGGAGGGAAGCAGGUGCCAUUAUACACAAUGCCCGGGAGAGCUGAGCGCCGGUCUUCGGAUUUGGAGAACAUCGGGCGGAAGUUAUACGGUCGCAGUUUGUUGAGUGGUGGGUUAUGCGGGAAGGCCAAGCAGCAAUUCAUUACCCCGGCUGAGGAAAAACUACUGGACGCGUUGGUGACAGGGGAAAACACAACCAUGCCACAAAUUCCUUCAUCGAAAAAGAAAAAAAUCAGACCUAGUUCGGCCGCGGCCAAUCUUCAAAGCCAUCCCAGCUUCACUUCUGGGCUUUAUGGGACCACAGCCCGACCGUCCACAGCCCUCGGACAGGACCGGGGGCUGUUCGGCCAACGCCCUGCAACCCAGGCAGGGGGACCCCGGCGUCCGUGGCAGUUUAAGGGACAAACUGAGACCCAACCUGAGAAAGAAGUGAUUAAACACGGUCGCCGAUUGACCCUAGGGGCAGUUGACGGCAUAGCUGAAUCUGACAACUUCACAAGGCCAGGACAAAUUCACGGAUCUAUAGCACAGCAACUGAAAAAUAAGAUAGAAGAAAAGAUCAACAUCGACACGCUUGAAGAGUUGAAGAGGGCGUUUCAGCUUGCUGAUGUUAACCGAACAGGAUGUCUGGAACUGGACGAGUUCAAGCAACUACUAAAGAGUCAGCUGGCACUCACAGCAAACAGGGAACAACAAAUAGAUGCACUGUUCAUGAAGAUCGACUGGUCAUCAGAAGGUUCGAUCACGUGGGAUGAGUUCUGUACGUACAUGCAACUGGAGUAUCGCGAGAAGGAAGACUCCUACCACCGCACCAAAGAGGUGUCAUUUCACCUCCCUGCCAAGAUUGAAAACAUUCCCCAUCGUGACCCCAUCUUGAAGAUAACAGAUACCUCGGAUGGAACAUUUGUAGCUUGCAGUCAGGAUGGUAUUGUCUCCUUCUGGAACACAAAUGCAGAUAUCCGGAGAACGAGAAGUGUAGUUAACUCGGAACAGAACAACAGACAGAAGCCAAAAUGGAUAACAGACUUUGUUAUCAUGCCACAUUUCAACAAAUUCAUUGUAGGAACAGGUGACCGAGAAAUCCAGUUCUUUGAAUUGUCAUCAUUUGAGCCAUACUGUCAAGUCAGUGGUUUAGAAACAGUGCCAUUGAAGUUACAUUACAGCUCAACAGGGUAUGAUGAGUGUCUUAUACUGUAUGGAGACAGUCAAGGCUGUGUCAACAUUCUGGUCAUCAAAUCAGCUGGUGAAUGUCUCAGGACGUGGAAGAAGAUGCCACGACAUGAUGGUUUCAUCGCCAGCAUCAGCCUGGACUCGGUGGCAAGUGGUCCCAAUGUCCAGUUUAUCAGAUGGCAGGUUCAUGGAGACUGGGUGCAACAGCUGAAGUACUAUCAUGACAUUGGUCAGGUGAUCUCGUGCUCCAACCAUGCAAACACAGCAUUAGUCAUAGGUUGUACUAUUGGCAGCACCCAUGUGGAGCAGCAGCUGAAGGAGGUGAAGGACCCAGGUGCUGGCCAGGACAGGAACAAGGGGAAGGGCUUCUAUGCCUACAACAACACCAAGACAAGGCUGGAGGCUGACCAGGCCAUCUUUCGGGUCUACAAGGGGGUCAAGUGCUUCGACUUCUCAAAGGAAAAAAAUAUCAUGAUUACAGGCGGCAUGGAUCGAAUUAUCAGGUUGUGGAAUCCCUAUGUGUCAGGGAAACCUACAGCCAUGCUGAGAGGCCACAAUGCCCCAAUCUUCUACCUAUUCAUUGCUGAAGAAGACAACAGGAUAUUCAGCUUGUCCACAGAUAGGUGUAUAAAGAUCUGGGACAUCCAGGAUCAGAACUGCCUACUGACGGUGAGACCCAAGGGGCACAAGAUCCGCGGAGACCUCCAGGCUGUCCACUACUCUCACACAGCCAAAGCCAUCGCCGUUGCCACUGACCAGAUGGCCUGUCUCAGUCUCAGAAUGAAGCCUGUGCUUCAUGCUGACAUCGUAAUAACCCACAAAGAACCAGUCACCUGCUGUAAAUACAAUCCUAGCUUUAAACAAGUUGUCACCUGUUCAGAUGGAUCGGUAAUCAAGCUGUGGGAUUUUGAGACUGGGACUCCUAUAUUUGAGUAUGGAGAUGCACAUGGGGACUCUGCAAUCACCACCAUGACAUUCGACAACACAGGGAGAAGGUUGAUCACUGGUGGCCGUGAUGGAAUUCUAAGAAUCUGGAACUACAACAAUGGGCAUUGUCUACGAGUGCUGGAGAAGGAGGAAGAAAAUGAAGAAGUUUGUGAUGUAACAUAUGUAGAGAUGAAUAAAAAUAGAUAUGUAGUUUCUGUUGGCUGGGACCGCCGAAUCAACAUCUACUACGACUCUUUGUCCGACAGCAACAUCCACCACGUACAGCACCCUCUCGAAUACUGGAAUGAUGACCUGAAAAAUGGUCACAAGGAGGACAUCCUGACCGUGGCCCAGUGUCCCCCGAACCUACUGGCGACGGCCAGCUAUGACGGAGAGGUGAUCGUGUGGAACAUGGUGUCUGGACACAUCUUCUGUCACCUCAUUCCUCCAUCUCCUCCUCAUUACCAGGACCAGUCAUUGGAUGGAGACUUGAGCAUCAACAAGCUGGUGUUCCUGCAGACCAGAGCCUACAAGAAAGAUGCAGGGUCGCUAGUGUCCAGUGGACCUCGUGCCCACAUCCACAUCUGGAACGUCUUCCAGGGAGGCAAACUCAUGGCACAGUUUCCUGGGUCCAGUGUGAAGGGAGCCAUGGUCAGUACAAUGAUCACCAACAAGGCCAACACCUUGCUGUUCACUGGUGACAGCAUGGGCUUCAUCUAUGCAUGGGACAUCGACAACUACUGCCAUGACACACCUGCAGAUUCACCCCCAGAGUUGUUUAAGACUUGGCGAGGCCAUGUAGAGAGUAUCACCGACUUUGACCUGAUGGAAGAACGGAAGAUCCUGCUGUCUACAUCAAUGGACUGCACUGUGCGGAUGUGGACCACAGAUGGGCAUUAUGUUGGAACUUUCGGCCAGCCCGAGCCGUGGGACUUGUACAACCCUGCAACCUACCAACACCCGAUGGUUCCAUACGAUGUUCUGAUUGACCCGAUGAGUCUGCCUUCCCAUCCACUACUGGGAGAGAAACAGACCACCCACCAGAUCAUACACGAAGACUCAACACAUGGAUCUGAUGAUGAGAAGCCUAGACGGACUCCCUCUCCACCUCCUCCAGUGUUUGGCAAGUCCACAUUCUACGUAGAUGACAAGACAAUCGCAGAGCAACUGAAGGAAAAGCCGUUUGAAAAGGGCAAAGGCAAAAGAUUGCGGCAUGAGAAGCUAAAACCAGUAAGGAUCGAUCGCGGUGGCCCCAGUGAGUACCAGAUGUUACGAACAUACAAUCUGGUGGACACCCCACAACCUACGCCUCCCUCUCUACACUACAACAAAGAUGACCCCUUCGACUCACUCUUCAUUGACUGAUCUGUCACAUCAUAUCCAACGGUCUCUGUAGGGGGAAUAUCUGCAAUAUCACCCAAACACAACUGUCACUAUCUAUAUACCAAACUGCAACUGUCUCAUUUUCUGUAGAAAGGAAAAGCUUUAUAUCUGAAAAUUACCGAGCAAAAAAUGUUGGGGAUCAUGAAUAUUUUAGUUGAUAUUUUUUUAUUGUGAAGACUUAGGACACAAUUACACAAAAAUAUUACCAUAAAAUUGUCAUGAUCAAUAACAUUAUUUGUUCAGUGUAUUUGAACUGAGAAUGUUAUGAGUGCAGACAUGUUUUACUUUAAAAUAAUUAUUGCAUAUAUUGAACUUGUCAAUUCAAUAAAUAUCCUUACAAUUUCAUAAUAUGAUGGGAAAAAAGGAUACUCUGGAUAUUUGACAACUACAGCUUAUACCAAUAUGUUCUGACAUCACCAUCUAUAAAAGCUAUCCAUUAUGAUUCAGUAUGUUUCCUGAAGCAACCACCUGUUAUCUGUGUAAGCAAACAUUGCUUAUAUAUAUGCAUUAUUUUAAGUUUCAUUUAAUAUUCUAAACAUGAACCCGUCCAAUAUCAAAAUAUUGUAUCAUGUUGUGCUAUAUUUUUGUUUAUCUUUUUAUCUGUUGACAUGCUGAGUGUGAUUGAUGUUUAAGCUUGAAAGAGCCAUGUUAUGUAAUUGCUUCUGAGUGAGUGAGUGUAUUUAACUUUAACUGUUUGAUCUGAUGGCGUGUGAUGUGGUGAGCUUACAAAACGGGUUUGUUUCUUUGUGCUUGUUAUCAUAUAUUUGUUGCCAUAUACAUUGUGUUACAUUGUUGCAAGUUCUAUGAUUUAUCAGUGAGUGAUACAAGCAGUGUUUGUCUAUAUCAGUAUUGUUAAUUUUCAUCAAACUUACAAAUGAAUCAUUGUCUCAAUUAUGAAGUCAUUCAUUUAUUGUUAAGAUGUAAAGUCGGUGAAUCAUGGUGACAAUACAAGCAGUUGAUUUCAGACAGUAUGCUCUUUUAAUAUACUUGUGGAUUCGAGAAUUUGGAAAUGUGCUUCUCAAAUGUUAGAAGUUUUGUUCUGGAGAGGUAAAACUUGUUGCAAUCACCAGUUAUCUUUCAGCGAGUACCUGGGAAACCAAUACAAUAAUGAAGCUUAUUACUCAUUAAUAUAUCUGAAGAUAAUUAUUAUCAUUGAAAUUACCUCCAAGAAUAUGCUGAAUUUCAUGAAAAAUAACAAAAUACAUAUAUGUCACUUGUAAUUCAACAAUUUGAGCGAAAUUUGUUUUUUUUUUUUUUCUGUAGGGUUUAACAGGGUUUUAUAUUUGGGUACAAUGUGUCAUAUUAGCAUAUGGUAUUGUCGAAAUGGUGUUAUUGUCAAAAUAUGAUCUCAUAUUCUUUUGUGUAUGAAUACUUUACUAUGAUCGUUCUGCUGUGAUGUUCAAAAUCACAUAUAUCUGUGAUAGGAGUGAUCAUGAGUUUUAUUUUAUACAAACAGUAUUUGUUUCUUUUAUCACAAAUACACAUAUUCACUUGAAUUACUCCAAGAAAGUCAGCAUUAUGUCCAAAGGGAGGUGUCACAAAUUGUAUUAUUUAUAUGAUCACUUGAUUCCUUGUAGAAGGGAUAAAAGUUUUUCAGAAAUAUAUGACUAUUUUUGAGAAAUAAACAGAGGUACUGAUGCUCAGUGAUUUGUGAUAUUUUCACUUUCAGCAUUCAUAAGAUGAUCACUAUUUCAGAUUGUAUAUAUAAAUAUAAAUAAAGAUGUAUGUACAUAUAUAUAUACUGCUGAUAUGCCGCAAAAUUUUAGUAUGCCGUGGAUAUGAGUACUUAUUUUUGUCCAAAUCAUAAAUGGUUUCCAAAUCAGGACACUGGCGUGAAGUGUUUUCAUAUUCUCAUACAUAUUGUCGGAAAGAGCCAUUUUUAUAUUAAUCCUGGGACAAACAUAUGCAAACAUGGUUUCAGGUACAAUGCAACAAUCUGACUGUGUUACGAAUUGCUCUGUGUUCUCUUACUGGUAUGUACAAUGCAAUAAAUGUCCAAAUUUC